UGCUGUUCUCCGAACUGAAAGCCCCGUAAGCGGUGAAAUGGCCGAUGGGAAGCACCCUAACUGGGGUGGGCUGCGAUAGGGUGGCGUUGACUUCCGACGGCGAUGCAGUCAGCUGGCGGUUCAGCUGGGAAGCGUUCUCGGGCCCAGCUGGAGCGGGUAUGUCUUCAGGUUGACCUCCGGCCACCCCAUCCUGUCCGCCGUGAUCUGAAAUUUCUCUCUAAACAUCGUUUAAAGCUCUGGUGGUGUAUCGUACACCUCGUAGCUCGCCUUCCAAUGCCCAAAGACUAGUAGGCGACCUCUCCUUCUUCAGAGCCCACUAAGCCAAUUUGCGAAUAGUGAGAAGAGCCUCAUGGGAGACGUGGCUAAUGUCGAAGUUAUCAGGUAACUAGCCUCGUCCGUUACAUAAUGUAUCAAGUUCCUCAUAUCCCA
Colletotrichum phormii is the source of this 429-nucleotide messenger RNA. RefSeq lists its product as uncharacterized. The transcript is spliced from 2 exons. The record is from RefSeq and is a predicted model, not a curated record. Lineage: Eukaryota; Fungi; Ascomycota; Sordariomycetes; Glomerellales; Glomerellaceae. The coding region runs from base 103 to 288 and encodes 61 amino acids.